Molecule: messenger RNA, 669 nt
Organism: Schistocerca serialis cubense
Lineage: Eukaryota; Metazoa; Arthropoda; Insecta; Orthoptera; Acrididae
Product: skin secretory protein xP2-like
Exons: 3
Coding region: 1-669 (222 amino acids)
Source: RefSeq, a predicted model, not a curated record
AUGAGAAUGAGCGGCGGACCCCCAGACGCUUUGACCGGCGCCGACGCCGACGGGGACACGGCGGAGGCUGCAGGGCGCCCCCACCUGCCCGCCGUGGUGCGCAGCGGGCUGCACCUGGCCGCACGCGCCUCCGCCGGCAGCGCCAGCUGCUGCACGCGCGGCCGCGGCGGUUCCUCAGCCUCUCUGCAGGAGGCCCGCCGAGAGCCGGCGGCGGGCGUGGCCGCAGGGGCGACCACGUGCGCACGCGACUUCCUGCCAGCUGGGCGCCGGAAGCGGGGCCGGACAAUGCCGGGGGCGGCAGUGGGCGGCGCCGGGCCCGCGAGCGGCGCCCCCGCCCCCCGUAAUCACACGGCAGCCGACAGCCGGCGCCGGCCGUCACCGGGAGAUGCGUCCACGCCCCUGGGUUUGACAGCGUACGGCCUCGACCAAACUGGCGCACCAUCAGAGCAUUUCUGCAAGGUGUUGCUGGAAGGAGCGAUAGCGGCACCUGCCCCGCCGGGUAAUCGUCCCCGCCACGCAGAGCUGCUAGAAAACGUCACGCACAGCAGUCAACCGCCGGAGGGCGGUGCCGAUAGGCCGGCGCCGGCAAUUCACGAACGCCGCCUCAGCACGCGCCGCAGGCUAGCCAACCGCAGCACCACUCUAAUUGCAAGGUGUAAUGGGCGCUAG